AUUACUACGCAAAAAUUAGAAUGAGGCAUGAGAGUUACACUUCAAGUUUCAUCGUAAAAUUUCAUCAAUUAGAGUCCCUGAUUGCAUCUCAGCUGUAUGAGUAGAUGAGUUUUGUUCGAAGAUGAUAUAGCACUCAUUCUCAUUAUGAUAGUUUUUAUUCAUCAGUUUAAUUCCUACCGGUAUAUUCUCAUUCCAUACCUUUAACAAUAAGCCCAAUAUAAACUCACUUGCUUAGGCACAUCCUCUUGUGAUUUCUCGUUAUUUUUAAUGCGUAUGCUUUCUGACUGUAUGUAGUCUGAGUUGUAGCACUUUUAUCAAUCUUAAUGUAAUGUUUGAUUGAACUAAUCCUUAUUCAUUUUGCUCAUGUUUCGUUUUAAACUUUAUCUAGAUGGACUUGAACUGCAUCAUUCAGUCAACAAGAAAUCUUCACCUAAAUGCGAACGAACAGCAAAGCAAAAAUGAAUACGUUAUUGAUGUUAGUGAUGAAAACAACGAUGAUUAUCUGCUAGGAGAUGAAUUCGAAAAAUCGUGGGAUUUUAACAAGAUGAAUCUCCCUACUAAACCAUCACCGCUAGUUAGCUUCAAAGUCUGUACUGAGCUAAAUUCAUUUGUGAAGGACCACGCCUCUGGUGGCCAUCCCUUUGCCCGAAGCGACGUUAUGCCUUCACAGCUCAUAGAUCUCACAUGUCUUACAAAAGGAAACGCGAAGAUCGUUUAUCAAGCAACUUUAAAAGUUAAAUCCGAAAAGAGAUUAAACUAUCGUCCAGGUGAUAGCAUCUCCAUAUUACCUGAAAAUGAUGAGCAAACUGUGACAUGGUUAUCACAGCGUUUAACACUGGAUAGUCUACAUGAUGCUGAUACACUUUUUACCCCUGAAGUAAUAGCUACAAAGUAUGGAAAGCUGCCUGGCUGGUCUUAUUUCGCUCAUCCACUUUCAUUACGAUAUUUGUUAACGUACUGCUGCGAACUUUAUGUGCCCAUAACACGUCGGAUUUUGAGAUUGUUAGCAGAUUACUGUUUUGAUGACAAUGUUAGUCCCAUAAGUGCAGAAAGGCAACGUAACCGCCUCCUGGAAUUUGCAAGUCAAGAAGGGAAGGAAAUGUUUGAGAAGUAUAUCCGAAAACCUGGUCUUAAUCUUUUAGAUAUUUUGUCCAUAUUUUCAUGUUGCCGACCGUCAUUUAUUCGACUGUUGGAAAUUCUGCCACCUCUUCAGCCGCGUUCAUAUACACUCAUUAAUCCAGUUGAUAAACAACAGUCACCUCAUGAACAAGAGUUAUCCUUCAUUUUCACUAGAGUGGAUUUUGAAUAUUCCGAGAAUGAUAAACAUCUAAAUGUUAUUCGUCGUUACCCACCACGACGUCAUGGUACUUGUACUGGUUGGCUGGAAAAAAUAUGGUUUGGAGUUAAUAAACCUGAUAACUAUCAGAAUACUGAUUGCAACAAUGUAAAAUUGCGAACUAUCUAUAUAUAUUUACGUGAAAAUAUCACACAUUUUAAUCUACCUGAAGAUAUAUCUCAACCAGUUAUUAUGAUUGCUGCUGGAAGUGGAAUUGCACCAUUUAUUAGCUUCAUAAGACAACGUAAAAUUGACUACCUUAAGAAAAAUACAUCUCUCGGAGAUUUGUGGUUAAUUUAUGGUUGUCGUUCCCCAGUGUCUAGUCUGUUAUUUGAGAAUGAACUGUCAGAUGCAGUAAAUUCUCAAGUAUUAAAACAUCUUUGCCUUUGUUUCUCAAGAGAUACUGUGAAUUCACCGGAUGAAAAGUAUGCACUUGAAGGAAUUUCAUCAAUAUUAAUUGAACAAGCUUGUUUCCCACUCAAAGCACAAUAUGUUCAAGAUUGUAUCUUUCGUAGAUUUUCUACUGAUUCUGAAAUACCAGAGCAUGAUAUUCAACUGAUGAAUCUAGUUUUUGAGAAAAAUGCCAAGAUAAUGAUAUGUGGAAAACAAACUUUAACUUCUGGAGUAUGUCAGUCUUGGUUGAAACUACUUGCUAUACGAUUUCACUAUGAACGAACACAAACAUGGUGUACAUAUUCGGAUAUAUCUGAAGUAGAUUUAAUGAAGGCACGCGAAUAUGUUGAAAUAAUGCGUAAAGCAGAACGGUUCCAAGAAGAUGUGUGGAUUUAGCGAAAAAUUCUUCUCAUAUUUUUUACUGUAAAUUAUUCAUCUAUUAAUAUUUUUUUAUUUAUAUAUACGUCAAGGUGUAUAAUAUUGUACAUUAAACUGUAAUUAGAUUGUUCUUUUCCCGCAACUGAAACUUUGGGUCCCAUUUACACAAUAAAUAACAUUAAAAGCUGAUUGCAUUCGUUCCAGCUAAUCAUGCUAACAAGAAUUUGUUUGUCAUGAGUUAUGGAUUUGUUAAUAAGGUGAUUAUUCAUUCAUCAUGAAAAAAAUACAUUUUAUCAAGUAAUAA
Messenger RNA from Schistosoma turkestanicum, 2411 nucleotides. NCBI's taxonomy places the organism in Eukaryota, Metazoa, Platyhelminthes, Trematoda, Strigeidida, Schistosomatidae. The record is from the annotation of a GenBank genome assembly.